UUUCAAAUAGAUCGGGAUCGGCGGAUAUCUGAAAUGGAAAGUCAAUCUAUCUAUAUGUGUGUUAAUAUCUCGAGUAGAAUCAUAUGAAGGGGAUGUUAUUUUUUUAUAUCUAACCAAUUUGAUGAAUUACUCCUAAAGGUUUACAUCAAAAUAGUGCUAGUUGAUGAGAGUUAUUUCGGAAACAAAAAGAGUAAAGUCAAAUUCAUUUGGGUUAUUCUCUCAAUUCCAAUAAAAUACAACCGGAUCAAGUAUGAGUUGGCGAUCAGAACGUAUAUGGAUAGAACUUAUAACGGGGUCUCGAAAAACAGGUAAUUUCUGCUGGGCCUUUAUCCUUUUUUUAGGUUCAUUAGGAUUCUUAUUGGUUGGAAUUUCCAGUUAUCUUGGUAGAAAUUUGAUAUCUUUAUUUCCGUCUCAGCAAAUCAUUUUUUUUCCACAAGGGCUCGUGAUGUCUUUUUAUGGGAUUGCGGGUCUCUUUAUUAGCUCCUAUUUGUGGUCCACAAUUUCGUGGAAUGUAGGUAGUGGUUAUGAUCGAUUUGAUAUAAAAGAAGGAAUAGUAUGUAUUUUUCGUUGGGGAUUUCCUGGAAAAAAUCGCCGCAUCUUCCUCCGAUUCCUUAUAAAAGAUAUUCAGUCCGUCAGAAUAGAAGUUAAAGAGGGUAUUUAUGCUCGUCGUGUCCUUUAUAUGGAAAUCAGAGGUCAGGGGGCUAUUCCCUUGACUCGUACUGAUGAGAAUUUGACUCCACGAGAAAUUGAACAAAAAGCUGCUGAAUUGGCUUAUUUCCUGCGUGUACCGAUUGAGACCAUGCAAACUAGAAAUACUUUUUCUUGGAUAAAGGAACAGGUUACUCGAUCCAUUUCCGUAUCGCUCAUGAUAUAUAUCAUAACUCGGGCAUCCAUUUCAAGCGCAUAUCCCAUUUUUGCACAGCAGGGUUAUGAAAAUCCACGAGAAGCGACGGGGCGUAUUGUAUGUGCCAAUUGCCAUUUAGCUAAUAAGCCCGUGGAUAUUGAAGUUCCACAAGCGGUACUUCCGGAUACUGUAUUUGAAGCAGUUGUUCGAAUUCCUUAUGAUAUGCAACUGAAGCAAGUUCUUGCUAAUGGUAAAAGGGGGGCUUUGAAUGGGGGGGCUGUUCUAAUUUUACCUGAGGGGUUUGAACUAGCGCCUCCCGAUCGUAUUUCUCCCGAGAUGAAAGAAAAGAUAGGCAAUCUAUCUUUUCAGAGCUAUCGCCCCAAUAAAAAAAAUAUUCUUGUGAUAGGCCCCGUUCCUGGUCAGAAAUAUAGUGAAAUCACCUUUCCUAUUCUUUCCCCAGACCCCGCUACGAAGAAAGAUGUUCACUUCUUAAAAUAUCCUAUAUACGUAGGCGGAAACAGGGGAAGGGGUCAGAUUUAUCCCGACGGGAGCAAGAGUAACAAUACAAUUUAUAAUGCUACAGCAGCGGGUAUAGUAAGCAAAAUCGUACGAAAAGGAAAGGGGGGGUAUGAAAUAACCAUAGCAGAUGCGUCGGAUGGACGUCAAGUAGUUGAUAGUAUCCCUCCAGGGCCCGAACUUCUUGUUUCAGAGGGCGAAUCUAUCAAAUUUGAUCAACCAUUAACAAGUAAUCCGAAUGUGGGCGGAUUUGGUCAGGGAGAUGCAGAAAUAGUACUUCAAGAUCCAUUACGUGUCCAAGGUCUUUUGUUCUUCUUGGCAUCUGUUAUUUUGGCACAAAUAUUUUUGGUUCUUAAAAAGAAACAGUUCGAGAAGGUUCAAUUGUCCGAAAUGAAUUUCUAGAUUCGCGGAUUUAUCAACAUCAAGUUCGUAAAAAUUCUCGUUGGCGAUUAUGUAUGGUCAAAAAAUUUAAUUAUGAAAGAAAAACUUUUGCUUGUUUAUAUUCUUUUUCUACUAGAUGCCGGGAAUUCCUUGUACUGUGUUCCUAGUCAUAGAGUAUGUAGAUUGUAAAGAAUACUAUUUUACUUUCCCCUUUCUUUGUUUUUUUAAUCCAAAUUGGGGCGGUGCGACUGUGUUACUAUUUCCAGAUUUAAAUGUCAUAAAAUACACCAAUCGUUUUUUAUUCGACGAGAAUCAAAUUCGACUAGAUACUAGACAUAAGUAAGCGGGGAAUAAAAACGGAUAAAUGCUGGGAAAAAAAA
Cornus florida is the source of this 2121-nucleotide messenger RNA. Its product is annotated as cytochrome f-like. NCBI's taxonomy places the organism in Eukaryota, Viridiplantae, Streptophyta, Magnoliopsida, Cornales, Cornaceae. Gene Ontology annotation, cellular component: thylakoid membrane; thylakoid; photosystem I. Bases 251 to 1762 code for a protein of 503 amino acids. The record is from RefSeq and is a predicted model, not a curated record. Gene Ontology annotation, biological process: photosynthesis. Gene Ontology annotation, molecular function: iron ion binding; electron transfer activity; heme binding. The transcript has 2 exons.